Molecule: messenger RNA, 3131 nt
Organism: Leopardus geoffroyi (Geoffroy's cat)
Lineage: Eukaryota; Metazoa; Chordata; Mammalia; Carnivora; Felidae
Gene: DMGDH
Product: dimethylglycine dehydrogenase
Exons: 16
Coding region: 21-2639 (872 amino acids)
Cellular component (GO): mitochondrion
Molecular function (GO): protein binding; oxidoreductase activity
Source: RefSeq, a predicted model, not a curated record
UCGGCCUCCUCGGCCUCGCCAUGCUCCGCCCGGGCGCGCAGCGGGGCCUCCUGCUGUCGAGUCUCCGGCUGCAGGGCUCCCCCGGCCGCCCGCGCUCAGCCUGCGGCUGCCAAGGAGAGGAAAACCCACCUUUGUCUGCGGAAACAAGAUGGAAAGACAGAGCAGAAACUGUGAUAAUUGGAGGUGGCUGCAUUGGUGUGAGUCUGGCUUAUCACCUGGCCAAAGCAGGGAUGAAGGAUGUGGUCCUCCUGGAAAAAUCAGAGCUCACUGCUGGAUCUACCUGGCAUGCAGCAGGUUUAACAACUUACUUUCAUCCUGGAAUAAACUUGAAGAAGAUACAUUAUGCUAGCAUCAAACUUUAUGAGAAAUUGGAAGAAGAAACUGGACAGGUGGUGGGGUUCCAUCAGCCAGGGAGUAUCAGAAUCGCUACCACUCCUGAAAGGGUAGAUGAAUUUAAAUAUCAGAUGACUCGGACUGGCUGGCAUGCAACAGAGCAGUAUAUUAUUGAGCCUGAAAAAAUUCAAGAGAUGUUUCCGCUACUCAACAUGAAUAAGAUUUUAGCUGGACUGUAUAAUCCUGGAGAUGGUCACAUCGAUCCUUACUCUCUAACUAUGGCCCUAGCUGCUGGGGCUAGGAAAUAUGGUGCCCUUUUAAAGUAUCCUGCCCCGGUGACUUCUCUGAUACCCAGGUCAGAUGGAACAUGGGACGUUGAAACACCACAGGGAUCUAUGAGAGCGAAUAGAAUUGUGAAUGCUGCAGGAUUUUGGGCUCAUGAAGUAGGUAAGAUGGUGGGACUAGAACACCCUCUCAUUCCGGUCCAGCAUCAAUAUGUUGUGACAUCAACUAUACCUGAAGUGAAAGCUUUGAAACGAGAACUCCCUGUGCUCCGUGACCUGGAAGGAUCCUAUUAUCUGCGACAGGAAAGGGAUGGGCUUUUGUUUGGUCCAUAUGAAAGUCAGGAGAAAAUGAAAGUGCAGGACUCGUGGGUCACCAACGGAGUCCCUCCAGGGUUUGGAAAGGAGCUCUUUGAGUCUGAUCUUGACCGAAUUAUGGAACAUGUGGAAGCUGCCAUGGAAAUGGUUCCAGUCUUGAAAAAGGCUGAUAUCAUCAAUAUCGUCAAUGGUCCUAUCACCUAUUCUCCUGACAUUCUGCCUAUGGUGGGGCCCCAUCAGGGAGUCAGAAACUACUGGGUGGCUAUAGGCUUUGGGGUGUUUAUCUCUGUAUUUGAAAGAUAUGGCAUAAUCCACGCCGGUGGGGUAGGGAAAUAUCUCAGUGACUGGAUCCUGCAUGGAGAACCUCCUUUUGAUCUGAUAGAAUUGGAUCCUAAUCGCUAUGGCAAAUGGACAACAACUCAGUACACUGAGGCCAAAGCAAGAGAGUCAUAUGGAUUCAACAAUAUAGUUGGUUAUCCUAAAGAAGAGCGAUUUGCCGGGAGACCAACUCAGCGAGUCAGUGGGCUUUAUAAAAUCCUGGAGUCUAAGUGUUCCAUGGGGUUCCAUGCAGGCUGGGAGCAGCCACACUGGUUCUACAAACCAGGCCAGGAUACUCGGUAUAGGCCAAGUUUUCGCCGCACAAACUGGUUUGAGCCUGUGGGAUCUGAGUAUAAACAGGUUAUGCAAAACGUAGGGGUUAUUGACCUGUCACCAUUUGGCAAGUUUAACAUCAAAGGCCAAGACUCUGUUAGACUGUUGGACCAUCUCUUUGCAAAUGUCAUUCCAAAGGUGGGUUUUACAAAUAUAAGUCACAUGUUGACACCAAAAGGUCGAGUGUAUGCCGAAUUGACUGUUUCUCACCAAACUCCUGGGGAAUUUCUACUAAUAACUGGUUCUGGAUCCGAACUUCAUGAUCUUAGAUGGAUUGAAGAAGAGGCAGUCAAUGGUGGAUAUGAUGUUGAAAUUAAAAACAUAACCGAUGAGCUUGGAGUUCUUGGGAUUGCAGGGCCGCAUGCAAGAAAGGUUCUUCAGAAAGUGACCUCUGAAGAUCUUAGUGAUGAUGUUUUCAAGUUUCUUCAGACCAAGUCUUUAAAGGUUUCAAACAUUCCUGUCACUGCUAUUAGGAUAUCUUAUACUGGUGAGCUGGGUUGGGAGCUGUACCACAGACGAGAAGAUUCUGUAGCCCUUUAUGACAUUAUCAUGAACGCAGGCCAGGAGGAGGGAAUUGACAAUUUCGGAACAUACGCCAUGAAUGCCUUAAGACUGGAGAAAGCUUUCAGAGCCUGGGGGUCAGAGAUGAACUGUGAUACAAAUCCCUUGGAAGCUGGACUGGACUAUUUUAUAAAGCUAAAUAAGCCAGCAGACUUCAUAGGAAAGCAAGCACUGAAACAGAUUAAAGCCAAGGGGCUGAAACGGAGACUGGUCUGCCUCACCUUGGCAACGGACGAUGUUGAUCCGGAGGGAAAUGAAAGCAUCUGGUAUGAUGGCAAGGUGGUUGGCAACACGACGUCUGGAAGCUACAGUUACAGCGUCCAGAAGAGUCUGGCGUUUGCCUAUGUGCCUGUUGAGCUAAGUAAAGUAGGACAACAGGUGGAAGUUGAACUGUUAGGCACAAAUUAUCCGGCAACCGUCAUACAGGAACCCUUGGUAUUGACAGAACCAGCCAGAAACCGGCUUCGGAAGAAAAAUGGAAAGGACAAAAUUUGAAAAAGACCCUCAGCAGGCAAUUGAAUUAUGUUUGCUCUAUGACUACCAAAAAUCAUAACUGAGUUUUGGGGGGGAAUACAAGAAACCAAUAAUUCAUGGGUUCAUUCAAAUGAAUAAUUUGAGUAAUUCAUUCAAAAUCAUCAAAAUCUAGAUUUCUCAUCUUAAUAAAAUAACAAUUCUUUUCUAAACAAGGAAGAAAAAUGGAUUAGUGCUGUACUUUGUUCUUUCAAAUGAAGGUAUUUGAAAUGAAUGUUUUUAUUACCCUAUAUUGUUUAUGAAAUUCAGCAAAACAUUUAGGUGUUUGCGAAUAUACAAUCGCUAUUAUAACUGAAUUAGAGGAAAUUAUAUAAUUGUAAGAGCAUCUGCAUAUGGUUCUUGUUACCUGACAACAAACUAAUUGUUCUACAUAAAAACAAAUGCAAUACUAUUCAUUGAUGUGUUUCAUUAGGAAACAGUAGUUGAAUAAGGGAUAGUUUUAAUUUUUAUAACGUA